Messenger RNA from Malus domestica (apple), 1467 nucleotides. The record is from RefSeq and is a predicted model, not a curated record. NCBI's taxonomy places the organism in Eukaryota, Viridiplantae, Streptophyta, Magnoliopsida, Rosales, Rosaceae.
AUGGUACAAUAUUACCACCUGGCACUGACAGCUGUAUUCAUUGAUACCGAUAGUGAUGAAGAAAAUAAUCAGAAAGAAGAUCCAAUCAUUGAUAUAGAAAGUGAUGAAGAAAAUAAUAGAGAAGAAGAUCCAGUCAAUGUGAAUCGAAUGGAGAAUUUCGAUGACAUUUUCGUGGGAAAAGUUGUACUAAAUGAAAAGGAAGCUUAUGAUCUCUACAACAACUAUGCUACGACAUUUGGAUUCAGUGUUCGUAAGGGACAAAAGAGAUAUAAUAGAAAGAAUCAACUAAGACAAGUUUGUUAUCUUUGUUCAAAAGAAGGUUUUAAGGUAGAUGGUGACCCGUCAGAAGCAAGCAAUUCUUAUAAACUAGAGACAAGAAUAGGAUGCAAAGCUGGAAUUCGAUUUGCAGUACAAACGAAUGGUACGUUGAAAGUUGCUCAAUUUUUUUCUCAACACAAUCACGAGCUUGCUAAACCAGAAGAGAGGCAGUUUUUGAGAUCAAAUAGAAAAGUUUCUGAAGCUCAGUUGGGUGUGAUUAAAACCAUGGCAGUUGCAGGAAUAAGAACUACAAAUACAUAUUCUUAUUUAGCAGAAGAAGCUGGUGGGUCUCAGAAUGUAGGUUUUACACAAAGAGAUUGCUACAAUGUUGUGAAUAAGGAAAAAAUGGUCAUGUUUGAAGCAGGGGAUGCUCAAAGUUUGAUCAACCUUUUCAAGCACAAGCAAGCAGAAGAUCAUAUGUUCUUUUACACUGUGCAAGUGGAUCAAGAAAAUCGAAUGACAAACUUUUUUUGGAGAGAUGGAAGGUCGCGACUUGACUAUGAGUGCUUUGGGGAUGUUGUAGUAUUUGAUACUACAUAUCGUACCAAUAGGUAUAACAUGAUUUGUGCUCCUUUUGUCGGCGUUAAUCACCAUUGGAAAAAUGUAUUGUUUGGUUGUGCAUUUUUACUGGAUAAGAAAACAGAAACGUUUACUUGGUUAUUUGAUACUUUUUUGGAAUCAAUGGGAGGUCAAAAGCCAAAGACAAUUUUUACUGAUCAGUGUCAAGCUAUGGCAAAUGGCAUUGAAAAAGUUUUUUCUUGGUCGACUUGGGAUGAGCUAGUUACAGAAGUCAACCUUACAGAGUGCUCACGGAUGUGCUCACGGAUGAAUAUGUUGUAUGCGCUUCGUGCCAAAUGGUGUCCGGCAUUUAGCCAUGAUACUUUCACAUGUCGGAUACAAUCUUCACAAAGAAGUGAGAGCACGAAUAAUGUUUUACACCAAAUUUCUACCAAGACAAUGAGACUUAUUGAAUUUGUGCAUCAUUAUGAUAAACAAGCAGCAAAAAUGUGUACAAGUGAAUCAGAAGAGUCUUAUCAUUGCAAUCAGGGUCUCCCUUCUAAAGUUGCCCAAAUGAGUGGAAAUUUGAAGCAUGCUGCUACUGUCUACACUAGGAAAAUGUUUAAAAUAUUUGAAAGAGUUUUUGAAUAG